AUGCUUUUGAUGCUUGUUUCCAUACAUCUUUUCCAAACACGCGGGCACGCGCGUGCCGAAAUAUUUCUUCCACUAACAUUAUCAAAAGGAGUCGGGUAUAUGUCUGGCUCUCUUCCACAAACAAAGGACCUUGUGAACGGAGCCUUUACGCUCGUGAAGGAAUACACAAAGUUAACAGCGGAUCUCGCGGAGGAAGACUAUGAUUACCAUAUGGCUUUUCCUGCGUUCAGGCAUCAAAUCACUCGCCACAGUGAGGCUGUCGUUUCCCUGAUGGAUAAAUUCUGUCAGUUGCUGCCGGCUAAGCGGCGUGUCACCCUCUCAAGUACAGGAGGGAAACUAACAGACCCUCAGCGAGCUGCUGUGAUGGAAGCUGCGGAUUCGUUACUGGAGAAUGUUGAUGGUUUGUUGGAUGAGUUAAAGGGGCGACGUUUAAGUGCUAAGGAUCAACUAUCCGUGAAGUUUGGAUCAGAAUUGCAGGGUGUGGUCCCGUCUUCCUCUUAUUCUGUCUUUAACGCAGCCGGUGUAAGUGUCUUGAGGCCGCAACUCACAUUUGAACAUCCGGUAGACAACAGUCCCACACCUUUCCGUCCAGUCUACUACGACGAAAAGGGCGUACGUCACGUCGGGGAACCGGGUGUUCAUCCCUUUGCGGAACGGAUUAAGGCUGUGUCUGUUCCCUCAGAGCAACUGCUGCUCAAAACUGAAACUCCUUACCUUUCACUAGUCACGUGUCCUCUGACGUUUGUCGAUACGGUGGAGGACCUUGAAGCACUUGUGGCAGUGCUGCUGAAUGAGACGGAAAUUGCUGUCGACUUGGAGCACCAUGAUUUCUACUCGUAUCAAGGUUUUACAUGCCUCAUGCAGAUCAGCACUCGCACCCAGGACUUCAUCGUUGACUGUCUUAAGGUGCGCGCAAACAUGUACCUGAUGGCCCCCGUUUUCUUGCAACCAAACAUUGUGAAGGUUUUCCAUGGUGCGCGAGAAGAUGUUCGGUGGCUGCAGAAGGAUUUCGGGUUGUACAUCGUGAACCUCUUUGACACAAGUAUAGCAUUGCAGAAUCUGCACAUGCCACACAGUUUGGCGUUCGCGGUGGAUCACUUCUGCCAGGUGAAACUCAACAAAAAGUACCAGACUGCGGACUGGCGUGUUCGGCCCAUUCCAGCAGAGAUGGUUUCCUAUGCCCAGCAAGAUACACACUUCUUGCUCUAUGUCUACGAUCGCUUGAAGCAGUUGUUACUCAAUUGCGAGGCUCGAGCUUCUGUUGGAAACAUGCUGCUUCACGUAUUUCAAGAGAGCCGCCUUCUAUCGCUGGAGCGCUACGAGAAGCCACAUCUCGACCCUGAUGUUACAUACAAGCAGGCACUUGGAAGGAGCUUGGGUGGUCUUUCUUCAUCUCAGCUGCAGGUGGCACGCGAGAUAUUUAACUGGCGGGACAUGGCGGCGCGGGAAGCGGACGACUCUCCCUCAGCUGUUAUGCAUAUUUCGUGCGUGUUGUCUAUCGCGACAAAGCUGCCCACAUCGGCAAACGAGGUGCUUAAGUGUUGUAGUCCAGUAAGUGUUGCUGUGCGCACAAAUGUUAUGAAGCUGCUCCAGAUAGUGAAAGAUGCUAUCGGAAGUGCUGAUAGCCUAAAAGAUGGAGCAAAUGGUGAUGUAAAACCCAAACCCUUACCAAAUGUUGGGGUUGCUUUGCGAUACAUGGGUGUUCAUCGCUCCAUGACCGGCACACUCCCUUCAAUUGAGCAGCGUGCGGACCCGGCAUUUACUGUAGAAGACGCGCAUGUUGUGGUGCGCACGGAGCCAUCUGCAUGGUUUGAAACGAUGCGGAAUGUUGCUGCCAUCCUCCGCAGGAAACCUUACUACCCUAUUGCACUUCCUGGUCAUGAUGUGGUGACACGGAUGUCUGCGGUUAAGCGGGCGCGGGAAGUGGAAGAGAUGAAGGUAAAGGGUGAGGGUGAGGAAGAGGAAAAACGGGUGCAUGUUGAUGCAGAGGAACCAACCGUCGAAAGGGAAAACAGCAGCGAAAGAGGAGAAGGAAUGGCUGGCCCAUGUCUCCAUGAAGGGCUUGAGGUGAAGGAUGAAGUGGAAGAAAUCGAUGUACCCACCCAGAAACCGCUUGAGCUGAAGGAAGGUGCCAUCUCGCUGCGUCAGCAAUAUGGAACUGGGAGUGCAAACCGCAAGAAAGCUCGGCUCGGAAAGAAAAACAAAUCGUGA
Trypanosoma brucei brucei TREU927 is the source of this 2211-nucleotide messenger RNA. RefSeq names its product ribosomal RNA processing protein 6. Lineage: Eukaryota; Euglenozoa; Kinetoplastea; Trypanosomatida; Trypanosomatidae. The transcript has a single exon. The record is from RefSeq and is a predicted model, not a curated record. Gene Ontology annotation, cellular component: nuclear exosome (RNase complex); nucleolus. Gene Ontology annotation, biological process: poly(A)-dependent snoRNA 3'-end processing; nuclear polyadenylation-dependent rRNA catabolic process; nuclear polyadenylation-dependent CUT catabolic process. Gene Ontology annotation, molecular function: 3'-5'-RNA exonuclease activity; nucleic acid binding; nucleotide binding. The coding region runs from base 1 to 2211 and encodes 736 amino acids.